GCGCACUCCUUUGGACGACGACCAUGGACUGGAGUAGUGUCCAUUUCGAUGUGAAAACUUUUAGCAUUUAGUUUCGACUCAAGAAAAACGGAGCGAGGUGGUGGAGCUGCUCUGAGCAGGAAUGGGGGAGAUAGAGGGUUCAUACCGGGUCCUGCAGACCCCUGGCACAAGGCUAGGAGCCCAAUUCAAUGCUGGUGUCAGCACGUUGGAGCCGGGCCAGAGCCUCAGUGGCAACAUGGCCAGCGGGAGCAAAAGCCACGGACGAGGACUACAAAUCCGUGUGCAGGGCCUGGACGACUCACAGGAGUUCUUUGAUGUGGACCCAAAAGCUUUUGGACAGGCCUUCCUCUCUGAGGUUUUCCUGCGAGGUAACCUCAUAGAGCGUGAUUACUUUGGCCUCGAGUUUCAGAACAUGCAGAUGAACUGGGUUUGGUUGGAACCCACAAAACCCAUCAUGAGACAAGUCAGAAGACCAGCAAAUACGCUAUUUAGACUGUCAGUGAAAUUCUUUCCUCCAGACCCAGGUCAGCUGCAGGAAGAGUACACGAGGUACUUAUUCUCCCUGCAGAUGAAAAGAGAUCUAAUGGAGGGCCGCUUGAUCUGCACAGAAAGUACUGGAGCCCUGCUUGCCUCUCACCUUGUCCAGUCUGAGAUCGGAGACUAUGAUGACGUAGCAGACAGGGACUUCCUGAGGAUGAACAAGCUGUUGCCUUACCAAGAGAAGGUGCAAGAGGGGAUCAUGGAGCUCCACUGCCGGCAUGUGGGCCAGACUCCAGCUGAAUCAGAUUUCCAAAUCCUGGAGAUUGCUCGUAAACUGGAGAUGUACGGAGUCCGCUUCCACCCAGCAGCUGACCGAGAGGGCACCAAGAUCAAUCUGGCUGUCGCUCAUAUGGGCCUUCAGGUUUUUCAGGGUCACACAAAAAUAAAUACCUUCAAUUGGUCCAAGAUUCGUAAACUGAGCUUUAAGAGAAAACGUUUCCUGAUCAAGCUCCACCCAGAGGUUCAUGGUCCGCAUCAGGACACUCUUGAGUUUAUGAUGGCCAGUCGAGACCAGUGUAAAAUCUUCUGGAAGAUCUGUGUGGAAUACCACUCAUUUUUCCGUCUCUUUGACCAACCCCAGCCCAAAUCCAAAGCUGUCCUUUUCACUAGAGGCUCUUCGUUCAGAUACAGUGGAAGGACACAGAAGCAACUUGUGGAUUAUGUCAGGGAAAAUGGAGCGAAGAGAACCCCAUACCAGAGGAGGAACAGUAAAAUACGAAUGUCUGCUCGCUCCCUAGCCACAGAUGUGCCAAAACAGAACUUGUCAUUCAAUGACAGUCUCAGGGCCCCAGGCUCCCCUUCCUCAGCUACUGUGUCCUUCCACCCAGCGCACAUCUCCAGUUUUCCCCCGCGAAAAGAACUCCAGCCUCAACCCCAGCCUUUGACCACACUGAGCCAGUCUCCAGCGUCUCCCCAGCAGCAACAGCUUCAGUCCCCUCUUCAAGCUACCAGACCCCCCAGCCCUCCGAAGGACGACCCUGUCAAGGCCGCUUCCCCAUCUCACUACGGUUUUCAAGGAGAUUCGGUCGUGGACAGCCCCCAACUCUCCCCCUCACCCUUCAACUCCAAGGGUCCCCUCUGCAUGUCGCCCUCCUUCCAGAUGUCGACCCUCAGCCUGCCGGGCCAGGCUGUGACGCCUCUGCAAAGCCCCAUCCUGAGCGAGGUGGGCACCAAUGCCAGGCUAGAGGAGGAGGAGGAGGGCAGGAGGAAGCGAUAUCCCACCGAUAAAGCCUACUUCAUUGCCAAAGAGAUUCUGACCACAGAGCGAACGUACCUGAAAGACCUUGAAGUCAUCACAGUGUGGUUUCGCAGUGCUGUGAUCAAAGAAAACGCCAUGCCCGAAGGUCUGAUGACCCUCCUUUUCUCCAACAUCGACCCCAUCUACGAGUUCCACCGAGGCUUCCUCAAGGAGUUGGACCAGAGGCUGGCUCUCUGGGAGGGUCGCUCUAACGCUCACGUCAAAGGGGACUACCAAAGGAUUGGUGAUGUGAUGCUGAGGAACAUGUGUUCUCUUAAGGAAUUCACCAGCUACCUACAGAAGCACGACGAGGUGUUGACAGAGCUGGAGAAAGCCACCAAGAGGCUGAAGAAGCUGGAGACUGUUUACAAAGAGUUUGAGCUGCAGAAGGUCUGCUACUUACCCCUCAACACAUUCCUGCUCAAGCCCAUCCAGCGCCUCAUGCACUACAAGCUCAUCCUGGAGAGACUAUGCAAGCAUUAUUCUCCUGCACACCGCGAUCACGAUGACUGCAAGGAGGCUCUGAAGGAGGUGGCGGAGAUAGCGACUCAGCUCCAGAGCAGUCUCAUCCGGUUGGAGAAUUUCCAGAAGCUAACCGAGCUGCAGAGAGACCUGAUUGGAAUAGAGAACUUAACAGCACCGGGCAGGGAAUUCAUUCGAGAGGGAUGUCUGUACAAGCUCACCAAGAAGGGGCUGCAGCAGAGAAUGUUCUUCCUGUUCUCAGACAUGCUCCUCUACACAAGCAAAGGUGUUACAGCGACCAAUCAGUUCAAAGUGCACGGACAGCUGCCUCUUCACGGCAUGAUCGUUGAGGAAAGUGAGAAUGAGUGGUCAGUGCCACACUGCUUCACCAUUUACUCAGCUCAGAGGACCAUUGUGGUGGCUGCCAGCUCUAAAGUAGAGAUGGGCAAGUGGAUCGAGGAUCUGAACAUUGCCAUCGACAUGGCCAAGAAGUCACAGGAGAAAUCCAGCAUCUUCCUCGAUCCAGGACUCAGCGAUCACUCCAACCGAUCGUCUGACGAGGUUUCUCUGGAGCAGGAGUCGGAGGAUGACAUGAACUCCUCCCGCACCUCACUGGAUAAGCAGACGCAUCACCGUGCCAACACAACCAUGCACGUGUGCUGGCACCGCAACACCAGCGUGUCUAUGUCUGAUCACAGCCUGGCUGUGGAGAACCAGCUGUCAGGUUACCUCCUGAGAAAGUUCAAGAACAGCAACGGCUGGCAGAAACUCUGGGUGGUUUUCACCAACUUCUGCCUAUUCUUCUACAAGACUCACCAGGAUGACUUCCCGCUGGCUAGUCUGCCUCUGCUCGGCUACACGGUCAGCACACCGGAGGAGUCGGACAGCAUUCACAAGGAGUACGUCUUCAAACUGCAGUUCAAGUCUCAUGUUUACUUUUUCCGGGCAGAGAGCGAGUACACCUUCGAGAGAUGGAUGGAGGUGAUCAAGAGUGCAGCCAGCACCACGGGCCGGAUGAGCCUGCUCAUACCUAAAGGAGGUCCCAUGGAGAUAAACGGAAACUGAAUCAAACAUGAUGUUGCACCUGGAGGCUGGGCCUCUAGCACAUCAUCAUCAUCAUCAAAGACUCUGUUCAGUCUCUUACUCUGUUAUUUUCAACUGAAUCAAAGAUUUGGAACAAUAACAAGCAGCGACUGAUUGAAGUGUUAACAUGAGUUAUAAUGAUCUGUGCGUUUUUUUGUUGUUGUUUUUUUUUUCUUGAUUAAUGAUGUAAAUGAUAACAUUUGUACGAGUAUACAGGAUAUAAUGAAAGGGAGACGUGUA
Messenger RNA from Scomber scombrus (Atlantic mackerel), 3562 nucleotides. RefSeq names its product FERM, RhoGEF and pleckstrin domain protein 2 (gene farp2). Gene Ontology annotation, cellular component: cytoskeleton. The record is from RefSeq and is a predicted model, not a curated record. Gene Ontology annotation, molecular function: guanyl-nucleotide exchange factor activity; cytoskeletal protein binding. The transcript is spliced from 27 exons. Bases 122 to 3304 code for a protein of 1060 amino acids. Lineage: Eukaryota; Metazoa; Chordata; Actinopteri; Scombriformes; Scombridae.